AUUCGCAGAGAUACAGACGGUGCCAUUUCCCCCGGCUCAGGUUUAAGAUGCAGCGGCUGCUGGGCUCCCGCUGGCUGCUGGCCGGAGUCUCCCUGGCCGCCGGUGCUGGCCUGGGGCUCGGAUUCAGGAUCCCCAGGGAGGAAUCCCUCCAGCCCCUGUGCCGCUUCCCGGUCAUCCCUAUCCCGGCUGUGGCCGCCGAUGCGAUCGGUGGCGGCGGCGGCGGCGGCGGCGGCCCGCUGGUGCCCUCCCCGCCGGCUCCGGCGGCCAGCCGGGCGGCCGAGGUGAUGAGGUUCGGCUUCCCGGCCGUGACCCAGAUCAAGAGCCGCGACUCCUAUGUGCUGGCCUACGACCCGCGGACCAGGAACGCCGUGUGGGUGCUGGAGCAGCUGGACGCCGCCCGGCUCGGCCAGUCCGGCUCCGACCGGGGCCGCUGUGAGUUCAGGGAGGAUGAUUCGGUUCACGAGUAUCACCGAGCCCGCAACAGCGACUUCAAAGGCAGCGGCUUCGACCGGGGCCACCUGGCAGCGGCCGCUAACCACAGGCACAGCCAGAAAUGUAUGGACGACACCUUCUACCUCAGCAAUGUGGUGCCCCAGAAUCCUAAUUUAAAUCAAAACAUCUGGAACAACCUGGAGAAGUAUUGCCGGAGCCUGACCAAGUACAACAAGAAUGUGUAUGUCUGCACUGGACCCCUCUAUCUGCCACGGGCGGAGCCAGACGGGAAGCUUUAUGUGAAAUAUCAGGUCAUCGGGAAGAAUAGCGUUGCAGUCCCGACACACAUCUUUAAAGUGGUGAUACUGGAGAAGCACAGUGGAGAAAUUGAACUGCGGUCGUAUGUGAUGCCCAAUCAGCCGGUGCUGGAGAAUACCCCCCUCAACCACUUCCUGGUGCCGAUUGAAAGCAUUGAGCGGGCUUCCGGCCUGCUCUUUGUCAGUAAUAUUCUAAAAAGAACCAAUAAUCUAAAGGCCAUAACUGCUGGCAGUAAAUAACAGUACAUCAGGUAGAGACCAAGUUCAGAAUUUUCCUGGAGGGAAGAUAAAUAUUGCUGCUUAAUGAAUUGCUUGAAAUUGUAAAGUUUAUUCCUAACUCACAAGUUAAUUUAUUCAAAUUAUUUGAUCAUUUGAAUGUUUUUAAGCACCAAAUAUCUCCAUUGCUACAUUAGUUACAUUACCUAAUCUGCAUUAUUAUUGAAUAAUUUAUCAUUUUUAAGUGCAGAGAAGGCAGUGUUGAAUUACUGAGAGUGGACUAUUAUGAAUGUUUUAAGAUAUAUUUUCUUACUGGUAGAGAAAGUUAUUUCAGACUAUCUUGCUGUAGCUUCCAGAGUUCAGAUGGCUCUGAUCCUUUUUUAAAGUCAUUCUUCAGAUGUAGGUGUCACUGCUAGUUGUCGCUUGACAAGAUGGAGCUGGAGUCCAGUGAUAUAUUUCCAAGUUAGGAUGAUGUGUGACUUGGAAAUGACCAUGUUCCUGUGCGCCUGCUGCCCUUGUUCCUCAAAUUGGUGGAGGCCGCAGGUUUGGGAGGUGCUGCCUUGGUAAGUUGCUGUGAACAGUCAGCAUGAGAUGGCCAACGUCGAGGGAUCAUUUGAAGAGGCAGGAAAAGAAGCUGCAACUGGAACGCUGUUGUGGUGCUACAUUUUUAAAAAAUCAUACAUGUAAUAAAGCCUUUAUUUAAUUAAUUAUUCCAGCUUUAACUUUUCUACUGAGCAGGGAGGGAAGUUUAUAACAAACUUUUAACCUUAUUUUUGUGUGGAGAAAAUAAAAAUUAAUUUUGCAAAAUUUGAGAAUGUACAUUUAAAUAACGCAUUGGCUCUGUUUGAGGUACCACUUGGACUCAGAUUUGAAACUUACUGUAAGGUGUUAAAAACAGAAAGUGGUGGGAAAUACCAGCAGGUCUGGGUAGCAUCUGUGGAGAGAGAAACUGUUAAUGUUUCAGAUCUGUGAUUUUUGGGAGGUUUUUUUUUAAUGAAAAGUUGCAGAGCCAGCAGGGUGCUUGUAGUUGGUUGGCCAUCAAGUUGAUGUAUUUGCUCCUGGUCACACUGACUGAUGAUAACACAUUGCAAGCUUUUUGGGAAAGAGAUGAUGUUUAACAUUUAGUACCAUUUCUUUUAUAAAGUACAUUGUUCAUUGUGACAUGUAAACACCAGGAUCAUUACAGUUUGUUUAAUUUUUGAUAAAAGAAAAAUAAAAUUUUGAUCAUAAAGGUGUUGCUCCUCUAUUUUGCACUAUGAGCCAUUAUCAAUGGGUGUAAAUCUUAAUUUUCCUAUGUCUGGCUUUUAUAGAGUUAAACUAAGAUAUUCAGAGGAUAAUCUGCAAUUUUAAAACAAUUACAAAUGUAUUAUUCAUGAAUUUUCAGUCAAAUUAUUAAUGUAGUGUCUCAAACUUAAAUUUAAAAUGUAACUUUUCCUUUUCAUUGCUGAUAUGUCUUUAAAAAAAUUCAUGAAAAAAGCAGAAUUUUUUUAAAGCUUAAAUCAUGUCAGAAAAGAAACAGCACCAAAAAGGAGACAGGAACAGUAACAUGGUUACUGUUAUUCUCAUAAUUCACCUCUCCAAUGACUUACUGUUAAUCAAU
Messenger RNA from Carcharodon carcharias (great white shark), 2565 nucleotides. It is a transcript of the gene endog, whose product is annotated as endonuclease G. The record is from RefSeq and is a predicted model, not a curated record. Gene Ontology annotation, biological process: apoptotic DNA fragmentation. Gene Ontology annotation, cellular component: mitochondrial inner membrane; nucleus. Bases 48 to 989 code for a protein of 313 amino acids. Gene Ontology annotation, molecular function: RNA endonuclease activity; single-stranded DNA endonuclease activity; nucleic acid binding. The transcript has 3 exons. Lineage: Eukaryota; Metazoa; Chordata; Chondrichthyes; Lamniformes; Lamnidae.